This is a messenger RNA of Cooperia oncophora, 318 nucleotides long. The record is from the annotation of a GenBank genome assembly. NCBI's taxonomy places the organism in Eukaryota, Metazoa, Nematoda, Chromadorea, Rhabditida, Trichostrongylidae.
AUGUACGUGCUUGGAAGUAGUCGUGAAAACGAACUUGUAUUGGAGUCUCUACUCAACUGUCUCUUUGAUGCUAUUUCGACAGUUCUUCGAAAGAACGUUGAGAAGAAAGCUCUCAUUGAUGCCAUGGACACGUGUAUCUUAAUAAUAGAUGAGAUUUGCGACGAAGGAAUUAUCUUGGAGACGGACCCACAGUCAGUAGUGUCUCGCUGCGCUUUGAAGGCUGACGAAAUCUCGUUCUCCGAUCAAACAUUUUCACAAGUCGGAAUGUCUCUGAUGAGCUCAGCCAAGGAGCAGUUCAAAUGGUCUUUGUUGAAGUAG